CGUGUCAGUUACCUACAUAAGUCGUUAUUUAAAAACUGUAUGUACUGCUUCAGUUUGUAUCACAACUGUACGCAUUCAGUUGGUUGUGUGCAGUCGAACGCUGGAAUUUUAGUGUCAGUGACGUAAGGUAGCCGUUGUUUGACAUCUAUAUGAACUGCCUAUGUGCGGAUAUCAUUUAUGAACUAAACUAUGUGUAUAUGUGUACUCUAUCUAUAAAACAUGACUACAGACAUGCUCCUUGGGGACAGAGACCAGCUUCACUCAAAUCCUGAUGGAUGUGUCUACCACACAGAUCAACACAGAGGGAGGGAUGUGUUCCUGUAGACUGACUGUGUCACAGACAACACAGGUGGACAUGUUCCCUGUUAGCUUGGCAGUACAGUGUGAUACAUACAUGCUUAUACCGAAGUGGGGGGACCAGUACACAGUGUACAAAUGGUGCUGUUCAGUCUCCACCUGCACAGACUCACACCGUCUCCACUGGUGAGGAGAUAUGGAUCCUGGUGGUGGCUACAAAACCUGGAGUCAAAAUACUGUCAGGACAGCUGCAGUUCAAGGAUAAGCAACAAUCAGGUGGUGUCUUUGCUGCUGGAGUUGCUACAGGCACCGUGUUGGUCCUCACCGCUGGCGGACUGUACGUCGUCAUAUCAAGGCGACAAUGGUGGACAUCCCGCCAUAAGAAGCCCGACGACUUCCCAAUCUCUGAUGUCCACCCCACCUACUCUGGCUUCACAUCCAGAACAGAGGAGCCCAUAAACACCUAUGACAAAAUAGACCCAAAACACUCCAAGGGACGGACAAUCCAUAUAUCAAUGUGUCAUAGAAAAGCAAUUUGUUCUGCGUCAUGCACCGAUUAAGUCCAGAUGUUGUAUCCCUGGAUAUCACAAUGAACUGAAAAUUAUAAUUACUUUGUAGAACAUCCGUGCAAGCAGAGACCAUCCAUGCAUAAGACUCUCAGUCAUCUAUGAUGCGGGAUACGGACAUCGGGAGAAUAGGCUUUAUCCAUGAUAUGUAAAUAUAGACAUCUUUUCGAGUGGAUAUCCAAAGUCUGUAUCUGUGAUGAGUGGAUAUAACAACUUGACGAGUAGGCUCUAAUUCUCUGGCAACAUGUGGAUACAGACAUCUUUCGAUUAGGUCCGUGUCUCCCCAAUCAUAUGUGGACAUGCUCUUUAACUGUCCUGACCUGUUAAAAUUCAUCUUUAUGUAUAUCUUGACCUAAGUCUUGUAGAAUUCAUGCACAUGGGCAUGUGUACCUGCCGAUGAAAAUCGGCUUCACACAUUGUAUCGAUUAGUUAAUGAUAUCUGGUCCUUUUAGCCUGAUAGGCAAAUGCAAGUUUAUGUAAUGUAUUUAAAUAAUGCAAACCACAAAACGCCUUACAGUGAUACACAUGUUGAUAACAAUAACACUAAAAGGUUAUUAUUAGGGAAAAUGUAUGAUGUAACCUCUAUAUUACAAAGAACAUUCAAAGACAUUUAUAGUGGUUGUCAGCUUCCAUAUUUGAACAAAAUUGACAUCGGACAAUCCUCUCAUUUUGAUCUGAAACUACUAUCCGUAGUGUACUGUACAAGGAGGGAGUUAAAUCAUGCCAAAAGAAAUUACAGGAAAACAAGCUUCCCUAAGGUGUAAGUUGACACUUAGGGCUGAACCUAAUGCAUGUAGAAGAAAAGCAAAAAUAAACACUGCAUACAGGUGUCUGUUCUUCUCUCUCCUAUGUUGUCAUCAGUGCAUGCACAUAUGCCAUUACUAUAUCAUUAAUAUAAAUAAAUAUUUGAUAUAAUGGAUCAAAUAAUUUCCCAGAUACUGUUGGAAUACACAGUAGAAAGUUUAUUUUAAAACAAGGUAAUACUGGCAUUAGGACUUGGGAUGUUUUUGCAGGUAAGGUGGCUAAAUUGUCUAAGAUAACAAAGAUAUCCGCCUUAUUGUCCACACUCCUGGUUGGUUAAGCAUGACAUGAACACACAGUCCAAAACGACUUAUACUUCAAUAUGUGUUGUGUACAUAUAUCCUUUGUAAAACAAACCUGUCUAGGAUUUUGUUUCUAACAAAUAUGUAUAUUGUUCCUGCCAUGAUCUUUCCAGACAUGCAAAAGAACUAUUUUCAGUUCAACUGGAUUAGUUAAGCAGAUAUUGGGUUGAUGAAUUACAGAAAUGCAGAAGAUGCCAUCCAGGACGUCUUUUAUGUGAGGCCUUUUUUGGUAUUAGUAUUGAUCAUAUAACCUUUGAACCAACUGCUUGAUAUACCAAUUGUAUUGAAUCAUAGCUAACUGGGCACUUCACACUAAUAAAAACUUAUAUACAU
Messenger RNA from Haliotis rubra (blacklip abalone), 2299 nucleotides. RefSeq lists its product as uncharacterized. NCBI's taxonomy places the organism in Eukaryota, Metazoa, Mollusca, Gastropoda, Lepetellida, Haliotidae. The record is from RefSeq and is a predicted model, not a curated record. The transcript is spliced from 4 exons. The coding region runs from base 436 to 756 and encodes 106 amino acids.